This is a messenger RNA of Vespa crabro (European hornet), 4114 nucleotides long. It is a transcript of the gene CycB3, whose product is annotated as G2/mitotic-specific cyclin-B3. Gene Ontology annotation, cellular component: cytoplasm; nucleus; centrosome. Gene Ontology annotation, molecular function: cyclin-dependent protein serine/threonine kinase regulator activity. Bases 809 to 2332 code for a protein of 507 amino acids. Gene Ontology annotation, biological process: regulation of cyclin-dependent protein serine/threonine kinase activity; mitotic cell cycle phase transition. The record is from RefSeq and is a predicted model, not a curated record. Lineage: Eukaryota; Metazoa; Arthropoda; Insecta; Hymenoptera; Vespidae. The transcript has 6 exons.
UUUUCCUAUGUACUUUUAACCUCAACAUUACCUUUCAACGAAAAUAACUAUAUUCAUUUAUACUCUAAGCGUCGAAUGUUUUCUGUGGACGAAAUGGUGGCUUCUGUGAUUGUUUCUAAAAGUUUCAAUUUUCUUUAUUUUAUAUUAUAAUUUACUGAUAAAGUACUCGAAUAAAAUGUAUUCUCAGUGAUUUAUAAAUUUAAUAGAAUGUUAAUAUCCUUGGAUAUAUCGUGAAAUAUAAUUGUUCCUUUUAUUCCCGCGUUUUCCGACUUCAUUCAUUUUUGUACCGAAGUUUAUUACUAACUCUAAAAAAAUUAAAUUGUACGAUCAAUUUAUCACAAAAAGUAAUGCAAUCUUUUAGUACAUCGAAGAAAAAAAUCAUUUGACUUUUAUUAUUAUUUAUUAGUAAGAAAAUCUGAUUUAAAGAAAUGAUAUAAAAUACGUUGCAUUUAUAGCUAUUCAUUUCAUAGAUGCACUAUUUUCUUUGCUUGUGUGAACAUUUCCGAAGAAAAAAAACGUGUAAUUUUAAGAUACAAAUACCGAAAUUAUAAUCGACAAUAUUUUUUGUGUGAUAAUUUAUUGCUGAUAUUUACAUAUGAAAUCUACAAAUUCUUUUUUAGGUUUGGUGCAAAUUUACAAGUAUUUGAAAGAGAGAGAGAGAGUGUGUGUGUGUGUGCGUGUGUGCGCGCACGCGCGCGUGUGUUAUCAAUUAGUCCAAAUCUUUAUAUUACUUGUUUUUUCUUUUUCUUUUCUUUUUUUUUUCUAGAAAUUAGUAAAAAAAUUUUUAAGUUAAAUUGUAUUAAGAAAAAUGGUACCACCUAAAUUACCAAUUGGACAAGCUAGAUCAAAUGGAGCUACUAUACAGUUAAGAAAAGGAAUUUCUACACGAAGUCAGAAUAUACUUAUCAAUAAUGCAUUGCUCAAACAACCAAUUUUAAACAAAGAUCUUCGUUCUAAAAGAAAAGCAGAUGCAUCACCACUGAAGGAUAAAACUGUUAAAAGAUCUGCUUUGGGAAAUAUUACAAAUGCUAUUGGAAAACCAUUUGGAACUCAACAACAAGAACCAAAGAAAGUAGUUAAGAAGAUUGCUACAAAAACCAAAACACUUCUUCAAAUUAAUUCAAAUAAAGUAGCAGAGAAAAUAGUUCCAAAAACAGAUGUAGUAAUAAAGCCAAAGCCAAUACAACGUAUUAAAGCAAUUAAGCAAGAAGAUGACAAGUUGAAAACUAAUAAUACUGAAACUGUUAGACGUAGCAUAGACUCAGAAAAAUCUGGAGAUAAUUCGUUGUAUAUGAGUGCAUUGGAAGAUGUAUCGGAUAAUAGUAUAAAAAAAACUGAGAGAGAAAAUAACAAGGCUGAAAAAAAUGGAAAAAAUGGAAAAAAUGAAAAAAGUGAGAAAAAUGAAAAAAAAGAAACGAAAGAAAUAAAAAUUGACGAUACUACAACAGGUAGAAAAGAAGAAAAAAUAUGUGUUACUAAUAAUUUAGAUGCUGUACCUGAAAGAAUAAUGCCUGAAGGUGUUCAAUGGGAUUUUGAUGCAGAAAAUUGGUUAGAUCCUUUCCAAGUAUCACAGUAUGCUACGGACAUUUUUAAUUAUUUAAAGGAAAGAGAAUGUUUAUUCCCUAUUGGAGAUUAUAUGGACAAACAAGUGUGUCUUUCGCGUUGGAUGCGAUCUCUGUUAGUAGAUUGGAUGGUUGAAGUACAAGAAUCUUUUGAACUUAACCAUGAAACUUUAUAUUUAGCUGUGAAAUUAGUUGAUCUCUAUUUAACAAAAGUCACAGUUGGUACAGAAACUCUGCAACUAUUAGGUGCUUCGAGUCUUUUUAUAGCCAGUAAAUAUGAUGAAAGGAUACCUCCAAUGGUUGAAGAUUUCUUGUAUAUAUGUGAUGGUGCUUAUACACAGAGAGAUCUUAUCAAAAUGGAAAUAAGUGUUUUGAAAGUAAUAGAUUUUGAUUUGGGUAUACCUCUUUCGUACAGAUUUCUUAGGCGAUAUGCUAGGUGUGCAAAAGUAUCAAUGCCAACGUUAACUCUGGCUCGAUAUAUCUUAGAAUAUUCAUUAAUGGAUUAUUCAACUAUUAGAUAUAGUGAUAGUAAAAUGGCAGCAUCUGCUCUGCUCCUUGCACUUCAAAUGAAAGAUUUAGGUGGAUGGACUCCAACUUUAGAGUAUUACAGUGGUUAUAAAGUUGAUGAUAUAAGAGAUAUUGUUCGCGUUUUAAAUGAAGGACUACAUAGAAAACAUAAAGAAGCAUUAGUAACAAUUUACAAUAAGUACAGUCACAAGAUAUUCUUCGAAGUAGCAAAACUGCCGUUAAAAGAUACUUUAGAUAUUUAAAUACUUUAAAUAAGCGUUUAAAUGUAGAUAGAUGCUUGUGUAAUUAUUUUAAUGCAUAGAUUUUACUAUCAUUAUUGGUUAAUCUAUGUAUAAACUAAGAUUCGAUAAAAACAAACAAGCAUCAAUAUGCAGAUCGUGAUACACGGAUAAGCACAGUUUGUUUAAUGAAUAAGAAAAAUGAAAAUAUUUUCGAGUAAUUGUAAUUACUGUCGUAAAAUAUUUAGAUGAAGUAUAUUGAAUGACAUUGAAGCUCAAUUAGAGCUUUGCAUAACCACCUUCAAAAAGUGUAUACAAUACUUAGUUAUUCAUCUUCUUUUUUUUUUUAUUAUUAUUAUUUAUACAUAUCAAUAUUUUCUCUAUUGCUCUAUACUACGAUCUAUUUUACGAUUUUUGUUAACAAAAUAUAUUUUAGCGUCACACUUUUGUACUUCGAAGUAAUGAUUUGAAAGUAUUUAAAAUAUGAAAAGAUGGAGAUGUAAUGCAUUUUAUUAUAUAUAUUUUUUUUUUUUUUUUUUUUUUUUUUUUUUUUUUUUUCUUUUUCUUUCUUUGCCUGAUAUAUACUGUACUACAACAGACCAUUUAUUACAUUUCUGAAAUUUAUGAAUUACUUUUAUAUGAAUUUGUAUGUACACAUAUAAUACUACGUUAAAAAAUUAUGUAGUAUUCUUAAAAUAUGUCAGAAUGCUCUUAGUGUAUUAAAAGUGUGGCGCAUUGUUAUGCACUAUUUCAUCUUAUAUAGACUGAUAAAAGUAACAGAAUGUUGGUGAACAAAUAUUUAUCAAAUUUUCCACUGUUUGUACAGGAUGUGCGCAACGAUUCCAUAGUAUUUUAUUUUUUAGAUGUAUAAUGACUGAAUUUGAUAAAUAUUAUAGAUAAGAAAAAAUUUACAGCACGUUUUUUAUUUUUAAAAGUUUCAGAAAAAAAACGAAAAAAUAUUAUGGUAUACUCGUUGUAAUGUUUAACAAAAUAUUGUGAAAUCAGAUUUUUACAAAUAAUGAAUGUUUUCACAAUAGAAAAAAAAAAAAAAAAAACAAAUUUCACAAUGAUAUAUAAAGAGAAACAAUUAAAUAAAUUAUUAUAUUCUCCUACUCUUAUAUAUUUUAUUCAUAUUCAGAUAUAUACCAUCAAAUUGAAUACAGUUUUUACAAUAUGUCAAUGUUUGUAUACAAAUUAAUUUAUUAUAUAUAUAUAUAAUAUGUGACUAAUCUUGUAUAUCCAGCUAAUGAAGCAUUCCAAAGCAUAACAAAACAAAAUUAAUUAUAAUAUAUUGAAAAUUAUUACAAUACAAAAUUAAUUCUAAUAUAUUAAAAAUUAUAAUUACACUUACAUUCAAACUUUUUUUUAUAAAAUAAUACUGUAAUUACAUAAAAUACCACCUGUGAUAUCAACAUUUUGAACAAGUUACAAAUUUUGCGUGUUAAUUGCACAUAUUGCAAAAUUAUUUCUGUAUAGCAAUAUAACUUGUAUACUAACAAAAAUUCAAAUUAUAUUGCGUAUUAGCAAUGGAAGAUUUUUUGCUAAAUGUAUGUCAAAUUCGCAUAUAUAAUUGUACAUACUGAUUAUUGUAACCAAUAUGUACAUAUGCUCGUAAGGGAUAGGUCAAAACUAGAACAAAUUUUUAAAAGUAAAAGCUAAUGAAGGAUCUGGUAAUGUGCAGUUAUGAGAUUUAUUGAAAUUAGGUGGUGUAAAUAUAUAUUUUCUAACUAUAAAAUAUGUAAGUGACUAUGAUUUUAUAAGUGUGUCGACCAUUAUAAAUAAUAAAACCAUGUGAUGAUUUUGUUA